AGCAAUUGUAGGAGCAUCACCAGUACACGUUCACUGAACGAGAACGCCAACCCUCAAUGCGUCGGAAUCGUAGAAAACCACAACGUAAGCAACGUCGUCGUAAAAUCACCAAAGCCAAACAAAGUCGCAAAACCGUCAGCAGCAAACAAAGUCUAGAGCGCCGAAGAAUCGAGCGACAGCAAGAGAAAUUGCGAAAAAUGUCGUUGAAAUUUGGUAAAACCGUCGCUCCAAAUUUCGGACGCGCUUUUCAAAAUAGCAAACGUCAACUCACAAAGCAUCCAUACUUGAACUACUUGCGACACUUUAAGAGUAAACAUCCCAGUUACGGAUUCACACGUAUAUUACGUGAAGGUGCUGAGUCAUGGAAGCGUAUGUGCCCCGAGGAGAGGCAACAUUUCACGCAGAAGGUAUUCGAUUUCGGUGCAUUAUCGGAAGCGUAG
Rhagoletis pomonella (apple maggot) is the source of this 440-nucleotide messenger RNA. RefSeq lists its product as uncharacterized. The record is from RefSeq and is a predicted model, not a curated record. The coding region runs from base 57 to 440 and encodes 127 amino acids. NCBI's taxonomy places the organism in Eukaryota, Metazoa, Arthropoda, Insecta, Diptera, Tephritidae. The transcript has a single exon.